Messenger RNA from Drosophila guanche, 2241 nucleotides. Its product is annotated as CAP-Gly domain-containing linker protein 1-like. Bases 28 to 2013 code for a protein of 661 amino acids. The record is from RefSeq and is a predicted model, not a curated record. The transcript is spliced from 8 exons. Lineage: Eukaryota; Metazoa; Arthropoda; Insecta; Diptera; Drosophilidae.
AAUUCACUUUUUUUCGAAGCUGAGAAAAUGCCGAGUAAAAAUAAGAUUUUAGCUAAAAACAAAAGCCCGGAGCCAGUUUUACCGAAGCAGUCCUAUAAUUCCUCCACUGUUUCUGGCUCGGUCAAUAUUGAUUCUAACGAUGCAACAGGAUCACAUCAAUCCCGUUUGCUCCAGUCAUUCCUGAAAGGACACAGCAAAGCAGUCGAAAACGUAAAACGCAAUAACAUGGAGAUUGCAAAAAAGAUGCAUAAGCAUACGAAAGCCACUUUGGAAACGAAAGCUGAAAAUGAUCAUCUAAAAAUACAAUUAAACAACGCGGAACUGGAGCUGAAGGAACUGAAGAAAACGCUCGAAGGGGUAAAAGACAACAACAAUCAACUCAAUGAGAAAUACAUAACGGUUCUUCAGAAGUACACGCACUGCGAGAAACACUACGACGAAGAGCAGAGCAAGAUCAAAACCACAACCAAUCAGCUAAAAGCAGAAAUUAAAGCGAAACAAUCUCGCAUUGAUGAAUUGCAGCGCGAGCUCAAAACCGUGCAGGAGAAAUGCCUCGAAAUGAGUGCCCAAGUUGUUGCUGCGACACAAACUCAAGAGCAGCAAAGGGCCGAAUUGCAGGAGAUGCACUCGCAGCUUUUAGAGCACGCGAAGGAAAAGACGGAGGCCACUAACGCUAUGCAGAACAUGGAGCAACAAUUGGCUGCCCAAAAGCAGCUCCACGAGAAUUGCGAAUUGAAGUUAGCAGAGAGCAUUCUGCAUAUAUCGCGCAUUGAGAACCAACUAAUCGAUUUGGAACAGCGCUGUUGCGAGCUUCAGCAGUACAAUGAUACAAUCAAAAAUGAACUUGUGCUACAUCGAAAUCAACUCGAAGCUGCCAAAGCAGAGAAUAAGGAAAAGGACAGAGAAAUCAACACUCUAAGAGACAGCCUAAAUCAAGCAGAGAAUUCUAACCACGUUUUGGUACAGGAAGCCGAAGAUGCCGCUGCAAGGUUUGCCACUGCAAAGACAAACCUUGAUCAAGUAUUAAAUCAAGAAAAAAACCAACUCGAAGCCACGAUUGCACGACUUAAAUAUGAGCUGGAGCAGCAGAAUCUGGCCUACGGCGAUAUGGCCACACGAAACGCACAAGAAGUAAAUGACAUACACGUCAUGCUUUCCGAUCUGCAAGACAGGCUCAAUAAGAGCGAGCAGCAUUGUCGCGAGCAAGAACUGACCAAGAAACAGCUGGACAGCGGGCAUCAAAUGGCAACUCGCCGCUUGCAACAAUUGCUUAAGGCUGCCAAUGAACAACUGAACGAACAAUCUAAACAGAACCAGGCCUUAGUGUCGCAGCAACGCGAUGAAGUGGAGAACCACAAAGAAACCAUCAAGACACUUCAAGCUAAGCUGGAGCAACAUGAGAGUAAAGUAAAUGCACAGCAGCAGCAGAUACAACGCCUGGAGGCUGAGAGAGACACUCUGGAGGUCAAGGUGGCGCAGCUACUCGCCAAAACAGAAGAAAUCGUCAGGGAAUUGACAACAGCAAAGUCCAAAUUUAAGCAAGAACUAGAGUUUCACAAGGACACCGAAAAGCAAAAAAUGGCCAGCCUGCAAAUGGAGUUAAGCAAAAAGAAAGACGAAAUUGCCGAGCUGGAACGCAAAAAGGAUGGUAUUAUUGCUGAGCUGAAAUUUAAGAUGAACCGCAUUGGCAGUGUGUUUGAGCAGCCUGUCGGCAGUGUGCUAAGUGUGAGACCGGAACCGACUACCCAAACCAGGAACCCUGAAUCGCUUCAAGUUGUUGAAAGUCCACCCGCUACUUCACGUAAGCGUUUUGCAGUUGCCCAACGAAUUGAAGCCAUAUCGGAUUCCUCGGACUUUCUCAGCGAUAGCGAACUGGCUCCACUCCCACCAAAGGUGAAACCUCAAAAUAAGAGGGGAUAUGCUGCAAAUGCCAAACGCGCUCGUUUGAAUCAAAAUCAAAAGGAAAACAAUGAUAUUUUCGACAAGUUAAAGGAAGGCGCUUUAAAUGCUUAAAACACUAUUUAAAUUUUGAACAUUAGAAUUGGUCAAACCAUUUCGUCUUAGCCGUAAGACGUUAUUUAAAGCGUUUCCCAAUCUAGUUGGCAUCAUUACUGUUGAUCAGUACAUCUUUGACAAUCUGCUACGCUUAGGCAAGUCGUAUUUAAGAGACAUCCCGGAUAUUCUUACUGAUUGUUAAGUAAAUAUAUGAAGAAUAACUAAUAUCAUACUUAUUCAAAAUAU